Molecule: messenger RNA, 1110 nt
Organism: Bolinopsis microptera
Lineage: Eukaryota; Metazoa; Ctenophora; Tentaculata; Lobata; Bolinopsidae
Product: ribosomal protein S6 kinase alpha-3-like
Exons: 12
Coding region: 9-998 (329 amino acids)
Biological process (GO): peptidyl-serine phosphorylation
Molecular function (GO): ATP binding; protein serine/threonine kinase activity
Source: RefSeq, a predicted model, not a curated record
AUUGUAGCAUGCCCCUAGCUCAAUUAGCAGAUCCGUUUCAGAAGAUACAUGAAGAAAAGAUAAUCGAGCAACACCAAGACGAUAGCAUCAUUGAGCAAGAGGAGGAGAAUGGGGAUGACGUGGUGGAAGUACCAGUUACAGGGACGGACGGAGAACGGGUCGGACCUAACUGUUUUGAGUUGAUGACCAUCCUCGGUCAGGGCUCAUUUGGCAAGGUGUUUCUAGUGAGGAAGCGUGGUGGAGUUGAUAAUGGGGUGCUCUACGCGAUGAAAGUUUUAAAAAAGGCUUCUCUAAAAGUACGAGACAGAGUGCGGACAAAGAUGGAACGUGACAUAUUAGCUCAGAUAAAACACCCCUUUAUUGUGGACCUUAAAUAUGCGUUCCAAACAGAGGGCAAGCUGUAUUUAAUCUUACAGUUUCUUCGCGGGGGAGAUCUGUUCGGCAGACUGUCUAAAGAGGUAAUGUUCACAGAGGAAGAUGUGAAGUACUAUUUAGCUGAGAUUUGUUUAGCACUCGGUCAUCUACAUAAACUGGGAAUUAUUUACAGAGAUCUUAAACCAGAAAAUAUACUACUGGACGUUGAUGGUCACAUAAAACUCACGGACUUUGGCCUUUGCAAAGAGGGUCUAGAGAAAGGAGACGAGGAUAAAACCUUCUCUUUUUGUGGAACUGUAGAGUACAUGGCUCCUGAGGUAGUAAGUAGAAAGGGACACGGAACCACGGCAGAUUGGUGGUCGUUUGGAGUUCUUAUGUUCGAAAUGUUAACGGGGGCCCUACCCUUUCAAGCUUCCAACAGGAAGGACACCAUGCAUCUUAUACUCAAGGCGAAACUAGGAAUGCCUCAAUUCCUGUCAUCAAAAGCUCAGAGCUUGCUACGCGCAGUCUUCAAACGUAAUCCCAACAACCGCUUAGGGAAGCCACCAUUGGAUUAUAUAGAAAUAAAGAAUCACGACUUUUUCGCCACCAUUGAUUUCGAUAGACUAAACAAAAGGCGUUGAAACCUCCCUUCCGACCUACAAUCGGUACGAACGAACUCAUUACUUGACACUGAGUUCACUGUUAAGGUACCUAGUGAAGCCCCUGCCGCGCCAGUCAGCGCUGCUUCUCAUC